Molecule: messenger RNA, 7979 nt
Organism: Leucoraja erinaceus (little skate)
Lineage: Eukaryota; Metazoa; Chordata; Chondrichthyes; Rajiformes; Rajidae
Gene: nsmaf
Product: neutral sphingomyelinase (N-SMase) activation associated factor
Exons: 31
Coding region: 113-2854 (913 amino acids)
Molecular function (GO): protein binding
Source: RefSeq, a predicted model, not a curated record
CCUGCCGGUGGGCGGGCUCGCGGUCGCCGCUUCCUGUUGUGUACCGGCCGGCUGCCUGUCUGUCUGUCUGUCUGUCUGCGCUGCGUCGGUGCCGAUCGCUCCUCAUGUCCGAAUGGCGUUCGUGAAGAAGCAGCUGCGCUGCAAGGAGAGGUUUACUCUGUUGCUGCUCGACCUUGAAGAGUAUUACUUUGACCAUCACACAUUUUAUCAUGUAUUUACCAACAACAAAGGAGAGAAAAGAACAAUCAAAGGCUCCCUGAAGAUUUGUUCCAAAUCAUUGAUCUUUGAACCAGAUCAAAUAUCAGAACCAAUUUUAAAGUUCCCAUUCAGAGACUGCAGCAGAAUUGAAGAGAUAGAAGAUAAGAACUCUGGAUAUCUUUAUGAAGAAAAUCGAAUUAGUGGAUUCUGCAUUACAUGCCAGCAGAUCUGUUUAAUCAAAGAACAAAGUGUGGUGGCUCCAUAUAAAAUGGAAAGAGGCUCAAAGGAUUACAUUUUCAGAAUAGAAGACACUUCAAAAGCAGAAGAUGUUGUGCAAAGUUUACUUCAGCUUCACAGAGCUUCUCAGUUGGAUAAACUGGCAGACCAAAUUGCAAUGGUCACAGCCAUUUUGCAGUCUCGAUUGGCUCGAACUUCAUUUGAUAAAAACAGAUUCCAAAGUGUUACUGAAAGGCCACACAUGGAAUGUGAGGCUGAAAUGGUCACCCCUUUGGUAUCUAACCCAGGGCAUGUCUGCAUCACAGAUCAAAACUUGUAUUUCCAGCCUCUGAAUAGCUAUCCAGAGACAGUGGUACGAAUAAUGUUGCACGACGUGAGGCGCAUUUACAAACGACGUCAUGGAUUAAAACCUUUGGGUCUUGAGAUAUUUUGCACAGAAAAUGAUCUUUGUUCUGAUAUCUACUUGAAAUUUUACAACUCCAAAGACCGUGAUGAACUCUAUUACUAUAUUGCAACAUUUUUAGAAAAUCACAUUACUGAACAGACAGCUGAAAGCUAUAUGCUACAGUGGCAAAGAGGACAUCUCUCAAAUUAUGAGUAUCUGCUGCACCUCAAUAAUCUGGCUGACCGCAGCUGUAAUGAUUUAUCUCAGUAUCCUGUCUUUCCUUGGAUCAUAGCUGAUUACACUUCUUCAGAAUUAGAUCUUUCAAAUUCUGAAACAUUUCGUGACCUCGGGAAACCAGUGGGUGCCUUAAAUAAAGAACGACUUGAUCGAUUGUUGAGUCGCUAUCGAGAAAUGCCUGAACCAAAGUUCAUGUAUGGAAGUCACUAUUCUUCCCCAGGUUAUGUUCUCUUCUACCUUGUGAGAGUUGCGCCCGAGUACAUGUUGUGUUUGCAAAAUGGGAAGUUUGACAAUGCUGAUAGAAUGUUCAACAGUUUUGCAGAGACAUGGAAAAAUUGUUUAGAAGGAGCCACAGACUUCAAAGAGUUGAUACCAGAGUUUUAUGGCACAAAUUCCAGCUUCAUUGUAAACAAUUUGAAGUUGGAUCUUGGAAAAAGGCAAGGGGGGAAAACGGUGGACUCUGUGGAACUUCCACCAUGGGCAACAGGUCCUGAUGAUUUUCUAAAGAAGAACAGAAAUGCUUUAGAAAGUCAGUAUGUUUCUGAACAUCUACACGAGUGGAUUGAUCUGAUAUUUGGCUAUAAGCAAAGGGGAAGUGAAGCCAUUGCAGUCUACAAUGUGUUUCAUCCUUUGACUUACGAAGGAGGAGUUGAUUGGGACAGCAUUGAGGACCCAAAUCAGAAGAUAGCAAUGCUAACCCAGAUACUAGAGUUUGGACAGACUCCAAAACAGCUGUUUACCAGUCCACAUCCUCAAAGAAUAAUGCCAAAGUUUCAGAACCUUUCCCGAGGAUUCAGCCGUGGUUCUUCCAUGACAGAUUUAUCUCCAGUAUCUCCCUGUGAAGAUUCAUUUGAAGACCUGACAGAGGAAAGCCGAAAACUAGCAUGGAGUAACAUCAGUAAACUAUAUAUAGUGUACCAGCAAAAGAUUCACAAGGAAGCAGUAACUGGAAUCACUGUUGCUAGUAAUGGAACUACAGUCUUCACGACUUCACAAGACUCAACACUAAAGAUGUUUUCCAAAGAAACCAGAUUGUUACAACGGAGUAUGUCCUUUUCACAUAUGGCUCUGUCGAGUUGUUUGUUACUGGACGAUACAACUGUUGUAUGUUCGUCUUGGGACAACAAUGUGUAUUUUUACUCAGUAGCCUAUGGGCGACGACAGGAUACUUUGAUGGGUCAUGAUGAUGCUGUUAGCAAGGUCUGCUGGUUCAACGAUCAUUUAUACACUUCUUCUUGGGAUUCUACUGUCAAGGUCUGGAGGUGCCCCUCAGCUGAUCUCUCUACCUCUCGGAAGAAUAACUGUGAACUAAUGGCUGAGCUGGAACACGAGGCGGGUGUAAAUACAAUCUGCUUGAAUCCUAUAGGCACAAUGCUUGUUUCAGGCAACAAAGAAGGGACCAUUAGCAUUUGGGAUCUCACCAACUUCACAAUUUUACAUCAAAUUCCUUGCCAUUUAGGCACUGUCAAUGAUGUAUCGUUCAGUCCUGAUAGUCGACACGUUCUCAGUGCGGGAGAAGAUUGUUGUCUUAAAGUAAUUGACGUACAGACAGGGAUGCUGAUCUCCUCCUUGCCUACAGAUCAGCAACAAAGGUGUUUUUGCUGGGAUGGAAACACUGUUCUAUCAGGCAGUCAGUCUGGAGAACUUGUAGUGUGGGAUCUGAUGGCAGCAAAAAUGACCAAAAAGAUUAUUGCACAUUCAGGUGCUGUCACAUGUAUGUGGAUGAAUGAGCAAUGCAGCAGUAUCAUAACAGGAGGAGAAGAUAAACAAAUUAUUUUCUGGAAGCUGCAAUAUUAAGUGCCUUUUUUUCAAAAUCUUUUAUGACGUGUUUUUUGCACUUUUUUCUAAAAUAACAUGAGGCAAGAGCUGACUUAUUGAAGCUUCGUAACCACAAAUUUGAGUAGUCAUUUAAGAAAAUAAAUCUAUUCUGUGGAAAUGCUCACUCAGAUAACUUACCAAAGCAGAAAAUUCAGGUGCAUGGAAACAUUAGAUCUCUGGCGUGAUUGCUUGCAAGAUCCUCCAUUAAUUUUCCCAACAUGCUGUAGCAUUUUGCAAUAGAAACUAUAUUUUGGAAUGUUUCCAAUUAUGGAAACAAUGGGAAUAUAAAUAAUUGUACUUGCAUUUGUCCACAUUUUGUACUUUUUAAAGCUAUUUAUUGGAUGUUAGUUGCUAUGUAGAGGUGUUUGGCAUUAAGAUAUAGUAAUAUGCAUUAUUUUAACGUUGUGUAUUUCCUUUAACGUUAAUAAUGUGCGUGAAUCUAGUCAAUUGUAUUUGGUUAAGACUAGUCUUUAGUUGGUAGAAAUAUUUUUCAUAGGAUUUUUAUCAUGACCCAAGCUUUGUUUCAUUGGUAGCUUAUUUUAUUAUCAUUUCAGUGCUCAAAAUCCAUUCAUGUCAUUGUAGAUUGUCUGUGGAAACAGAUGGAUUUUAAAAAUCUAUUGUUGUUUUUAAAGUAGGAUGAAUUCUAGAGUUUAAAAGGUGUUCAGUUUACACAAAUAUGGUCAGGUGCCCGCAAUGAAGAUUAUGCCUUGAUUCCUUCGGAGGCUAAAAACAAGUUUUAUAAUUACUGACAAAAAAUUAAAUGCGAUAUGAAGUAACUUUCAGGUAUCUUGGAUGCGAUUAAGCCCAUUUGAGGGGCUUUUGUUGCAGAUGUGCCAUUCCCAGGAGUAUAUACAUAAUUACAAGAAAAUUUGCUCAAAAUGGCAUUAAAAUAUUUGUCAACUGACAUUAUCUUAGUUAAUUAUAUUCACAUUAUUGGAAUUCUGUAAAUAAUUGAAAUCUAUAUGUGCAUGUGAAUGUACUCUGGUUCAUCUAAUAGAUUCAAGAUGACGAAUUUGAACUUUAGAGUCUGUUCUGCACAAGUGGCAAAUUCAUUAAAAUUGGGUAUCAUCAAAUUGCAAGCCUCAGAAUAUUCUCCUGAUCCCUUCUGAAAUUUCCUUUGCACUAUAUAAAAGAACCUCUAAUUUAUUGUUAGAUUUGUAUCCGAGUUAUGGGCCUGUCCCACUUAGGCGACUGCAGGAGACUAUGCAGUCACCACAUGUUCACGGGUGGUUGCCGGGGAGUCGCCUUCAUGGUCGUGAGGAGUUCUGGCAUUCCGGGAACUGGUCGCCGCAAGUUUUUCAACAUGUUGAAAAAUUAACGAUGACUAGAAUGAAGCCGCCAUGGAGAGUAGCGAGAAUUCUCUUGCCGUAGGUGGUUUGCCAGGAAGUCGAAUGUUCUCGUAGGUUGUAGCCGGUGCUGACCGAUGAAUCUCAUUGGGGAAAAAAAAACAUAAGCAGUAGUUUUCAGAACUAAGGAUAACCGACCGGUAAUAUUAAAUGCCCGCCGAGCUUCACAGCCGUGUGUCUCUGACUUCUUAAAAGUUGUCUUCACUCCUUCUCUCUCCCCCUCUUUUAAAGGACUUACCGUACACUGUGCUUUAGCCAUUUUAAUUACAGCGCCAACCUUCCUGUUCAUCGCGGUAUCACCUUAGCUUUGCACCGUGUGAAUUUUUCUCAGACAGCGCUCCGCCUGCAUAACGGGCUGGUGAAGGAGGCAAUGUGUGUGUUCCACUGACAGUCUCCGUUCCAGUUGCUGGUUUUUCAGGUGACUGCCAGCAACUUGUCAGUUGCCUGAAAAAUCGCCUAAGUGGGGCAGGCCCAUUAGAGUUCCAAGUCUCCCACCUGUUGGUGGAGCACGCCUGACUUCCAAUAGUAAAAUGCCUCUUAAAUUUCUGAACCAUUCAUUGCACAUUUUAGAAACAUUUUUUAUAUUUUUAAGCAGAAAGGGCACAUAAUUUAGGUGGUUUACAAAUGGUAAAUAUUAUACCCCAUUAAUUCUGUGUAUAUCUUGACCAAGUUGAGGUGUUUUUAUUUAAUUUUACCAGUGCAUAUAACUUGUUAGUACCAAAUUAUUUCUGCAUCCUCUUCCAAGAUUUAGUUAGAAAGAUCAGGAGGAUGUGGAAUGCGAAUGUACAACUAAGAAUUGUUUAAUUUGUUUAAGUGUUUGUCAGCAGAAAAUGUGGAAUUUCAGCUUAAUUAUUUCAUCUUUGGGCUAGUGUUUUUAUAGAUGCAUAACUUUGAAACCAUUUAUUUAUUCUGUUUAAGGCUGUUGUGGACUUGCUUGAGCAUUUCUUAUAUUGCAUUGGAAAAAGGAAAGUAUUCAUAAUGUAAAAUAUAGUAAACUUUUGAUUACAUUUAAAUAAUUGUAAUUUGCACAUAUAGCAACAAUGAUUUUCCAGUCUUAAAUUUAAAAAAAAUUCAAUUGGGAUUGUGCACUAAUUAUAUGAUCUCCAUGUAGAUGUGUGCACAAUAGGCAAGAGACCAUCCAUUUUACAUUGGAGCAUCUGACAGCAAAUGUUUCCAUUUACAUUAAUACACCAAACAGCUGUGUGGCAAAGAAGUUGAUACUGUAGGAAUUUGUGUGUAAUGGGACUAUACUGCAUGAUGUUUUCACAAUUUAAGUUUAAUCUUCAUCUGUCAAGGCAUUGAGAAUAGUGAUGCCUGGAUUAGAGGCACAGUGGCGAAAAGGAAAGGUUGGAAUGUUUUCGCUAGAGACUGAAGCUGAGGGAAGUCCUAAUAGAAGUAUAGAAAAUGAAAGGCAUAAAUAGGAUAGGCAGUUCCAUCACAGGAUGGAAAUGUCAGACUAGGGGGCAAGUUUUAAAGAGUGGUGUGUCUGGAUCAUGCUACCAAGAGUGAAGAUACAAUAGUGGUGUUUAAGGGCCUUUUUUGAUAGAGGACAUGGAUCCCAAGAUGCAGGCAGAGAUUAGCUUGGCUCAGCCAUUGUGGGUCAAAUAACUUGCUCCUGUGCUGCACUUGUCCAUGUAAUAGAGUGAUAGUGUGGAAACAGGCCCAUCGGCCAACAAUGUCCCAGCUAUCCUAGUCCCACUUGCCUGCACUUGGUCCAUAACCCUCCAAACCUGUCCUGUCCAACUGUUUCUUAAACAAUGUGAUAGUCCCAGCCUCAACCACCUCUUCUGGUAGCUUGUUCCAUACACCCAACUGUGUGAAAAAGUCACCCCUCGGAUUCCUAUUAAAUCUUUUCCCCUUUACCUUGAACCCGUCCUCAAUUCCCCUACUCUGGGUAAAAAAACUGUGCAUCUACCCAAUCUAUUCCUCUCACGGUUUGGUAAACCUCUAUAAGGAUCUCCCCUCAUCCUCCUUCACUCAAUGGAAUAGAGGCCCUGUCUACUUAACCUCACCUUAUAGCUCACACCCUCUAGUCCUGGCAACAUCCUCAUAAAUCUUUUUUGAACCCUUUAGAGCUUGACAAUAUCUUUCCUAUAACAUGGUGCCCAGAGCUGAACACAAUAUUCUAAAUGCGGUUUCACCAAAGUCUUAUACAACUGCAACAUGACCUGCCAACUUCUAUACUCAAUACUGACUGAUGAAGGCCAAAGUGCCUUUUUGACCACCUUAUUUAUCUACCUGCGACUUGACCUUCAAGGAACCAUGCACUUGUACGGCUAGAUCCCUCUGCUGUAUAACACUACCCAGAGGCCUAACAUUCACUGUGUAGGUCCUGCCCUUGUUCGACGUCCCAAAAUGCAACACCUCACACUUCUCUGUAUUAAAUUGAAUUAACCAUUCCUCCGCCCACCUGGCCAAUCGAUCCAGAUCCUGCAGCAAUCGUUAGCUGUAUAACAUUGUUCCUUUAAAAUAUGCUGCAAUAGUGGCACAAUUCAGUAUCAAUUUACCUUCCAGUGUAAAAUGAGUAAAAUAGUUAACGAAAUGUGUUCGAUAUUUUAUUUAUUCAUCAAAUUAACUGCAUUUUUACAGUGAAUAAAGGACAAUGAUAGUAAUAGACUAACACAUAUACACUAAUAAUGCUACAAACAUAACUCUUCAUUUGAGGAAUCACAAUUUCUCUGGUCAAAUACUGUCAAAUUAUAAUUCCACACCAUAUAUAAAUCAAAAGGAUAUGGAACCAUGAAGUGUAUAAAAAGGUAUGAUCAGAGGCAGUCUGUCAAUUCUUUGCAAACAGGUAGCAGAGUAAAUAACAGCCCAUAAUUUGUAUAUUACUUUAACUAUACAGUUAGGCAGCACAAGUUAAAUCUUAUUGUAAGCUGGGUUACUGUUUUAACUAGAGUUGGGUCACCUAGAAGCCGAAACAUUAAGUCGUCAUAAAUCAACACGAAACCAUCACUUCACACCUCAGGAAUACCAUGAUCCAUUAGGGACUUAACGAUGCUUGAGGCCAUCCUAGAAAACAAAGGACAAAAAUUAAAGAUCCCCAUUGUUUUUACUAUCAAAGUAGUUGUUUCUAUAUCCACAGGCUAUCACUGUGCUACUGGCACACUGAAUGUACUCAGUCACUUCCUGCAAAUGCUAGGAACAGUAUCAAUGGCUAAUAAAUAGGGAGCCAGAAUUGUGAAAUGAAAUCAAAAUGCUGCACUACAAGGUCAUUCAACAGAUGUGGAGAAAAAUGCAGCUACUACUUCAGGCCAACCUAAAAUAUCAACUCGCUUCUUUCUCCAUUGAUGCUGCUUGACCUUUUUAAUAGAAAACAUUGAUUUAUAAAUAGUCUUUUCAAAUAAUUGAAGAGGCAAGAGUUUAAUGAUUAUUGUCAAAAAAAAAUUUAUUUAGGAUGUCGGUGUUAGUAGCAAUGCUAUUUGUAAUGCUUAUUUUUUUUUUUAGUGUCCAUCAGUAUUCAUUUUCUAUUUGAACCAUGAUGUGCUAAAAAUGGUCUGAGAUUACAAUGUUUUGCUAAGUUAGAGUACAUUACUGAAAGUUUCAUCUGAACCUAGUUUUAAUCAGCAUUUACCUCUUCAUCAUAUGUUCAUGAAUAUAUGACGGCAUGAUGGUAAUGGUAAUUACAUUCCCUGCUGUUGCUAGAAUAUCAGCGAUUUGCGGAUCCUGUUCACACAUGAAGAAAACAAUUAAAACAGAAUAUACAGUUGCGUUUUUCAUGGAGUUUAAAUAAAAGCACAAAUGAUGACCAAAAAAAA